This is a messenger RNA of Spodoptera littoralis (African cotton leafworm), 2268 nucleotides long. The record is from the annotation of a GenBank genome assembly. Lineage: Eukaryota; Metazoa; Arthropoda; Insecta; Lepidoptera; Noctuidae.
AAGGCGCGGUUGAUGUGGUACGUGCUGGCGGCGGUAGUGGCGUGUGCCACAGCACAACAGAACUUCACCCUUGAAGAGUUUGUGACGGGGCAGUUCACUCAAAGAGGAUUUACCGGCCGAUGGAUUUCAGAUACUCGGUUCACAUACACCUUGCCGGAACAACCCACAAUCUUUCAGUAUGAUUGCACUACAGAUACGAGCUCAGAACUCGUUUCAGGAAGUCUUAUGGAACAACUGGAAACCGACAAUCCUAUCCUGUCACCUGACGAGAAUUAUAUUUUAGCUUCGCAGGAUGUUCAGAGGGUGUACCGGCAUUCUACAACUGCUAGAUAUGCGCUUUUUGACACUCAGCUCGGACGAACGAUUCAGGUGGGCAAUAAUCAGCGCCUGCAGCUUUGUAUCUUCGGUGGCAAUCAGCACGCCCUGGCCUACGUGUACGCCAACAAUCUGUACUAUCUACCCAACAGCAACGCACAGCCCAUUGCUAUCACCAACGACGGAAUAGAGGGCGUUGUCUACAAUGGACAUACCGACUGGGUGUAUGAAGAGGAUGUCAUGUACACCGGUCAGGCGACUUGGUUUUCCACCGCCGGCUCGUACCUGGCAUUUGCGACAUUCGACGACAGUAACGUGGAGGACUACUCUUACUAUUACUACACCGAUAGUGACAAUAAUGGCACAGAGUUCCUUUACCCAAAACUCUUCGACCUCAGGUACCCCAAGGUGGACCAAGAGAACCCUACAGUGAAACUUCGCGUGGUGAACUUAGCCCAGCUAGUGGCUAACCCUACCAACCCCAGUUUCAUCAUUAUGAAUGCUCCGGUGGCCGUGUCUGCCGACCAUAUACUGGGCGGCGUCACGUGGAUCACAGACAAUGAGAUCGCUAUGCAUUGGAUGAACAGGCGACAAAACUAUUCUGUGCUACAGAUCUGCAACAUCGUCACCAACGAUUGUGAGGAGGAGCAUAGAGAGGAACCGAAAGGUUGGAUCCCCUUGGCAUUGCCUCGGUUCAGUAAAGAUGGAUCUUUCUACGUAUCGACGCGCUGGUCACGCCCCCAGGCGGACGGCGUAAUCUGGCAACAUUUGUUCCUCAGCUUGAGGGUCGGCGGAAACAUAAUCUCCACCUCCAUCUCCCCUGGAGCAUCCACCGUCAAUAAUUUCAUCGGAAUGGAUGACGCACGUUUGGCUUUUUACUACACGCGCACGAUGCCAAACAUGCCGUGGCAGUCAGAAGUAUGCGUAGCUGGAGCGGACGACCGAUGCUUCAGUAAAGAACUGGUGCUGCCUGACGGGGGCCCGUGCACCUGGGCCACUGCCACCCUCAGCCAGGGAGGAUCAUACAUGACCAUCACCUGCUCUUCCCCUGAAGAACCUUCUGCCACUUACAUUAUUGAUCUUUACGACAGUAGAAAGGCUCCUGUACUUUGGGAGGCAAACAACAUCGUUCGCCAGCGUUUGGUGGGCAAGGCUAGGUGGAGCAGCAUCAUCACGACCGUUCCUCUAGAGAACGGGUUCCCAGCCCCUGUCAGACUACUCCUGCCCCCUGGACUGGACGUCAACGACGCCACCACUAAAUAUCCCGUCGUAUUCUAUGUGUAUUCCGGACCUAAUACCAAUACUGUGUUCAAUACCUUCACUGUUGGUUACCACGCGUACUUGACUACCAGUCGUAACAUCAUCUACAUGUUGGCUGACGGCCGCGGCUCCGGUCUGAAGGGACAGGACAUUCUGUUCUCACUCAACAACGCGCUCGGAACCGUUGAAGUGGAGGACCACUUUGUUAUCCUCAGAAAAGUAUUGGACCGGUAUCCGUUCAUGGACCGCACGAGGGUGGGUAUCUGGGGCCACAGUUAUGGUGGCUACGCGACCCUCCUCACGAUGCUGAAGGAUGACGAGAAACUCUUCCAGUGCGGUGUCUCUGGAGCUCCUGUCACCUCCUGGCUGUAUUAUAACACGAUGUACACGGAGCGUUACAUGGGCCGGCCCAGAGAAGACGACAACCUCGCGGGUUACCAAGCUGGUGACGUCACUCUCUUGGCGGAGAAGCUCCGCGGACAUGACUUCUUCAUCAUGCACGGGAACGCUGAUGACAAUGUCCACUAUCAGAACGCUGCCAAGCUGAUCAAGGCUUUACAAGAACUUGAUAUACCGUUUGAACAGAUGUCAUAUCCUGAUGAAGCUCACAGUCUGUCUGGAGUCAACCUGCACAGAUACCACGCAAUGGACCGCUACUGGACCCGUUGCUUGAGGCUGCAAGAUUGGCACUAA